Sardina pilchardus (European sardine) is the source of this 3729-nucleotide messenger RNA. RefSeq names its product syntaxin binding protein 5a (tomosyn) (gene stxbp5a). Gene Ontology annotation, cellular component: plasma membrane; cytoplasm; SNARE complex. NCBI's taxonomy places the organism in Eukaryota, Metazoa, Chordata, Actinopteri, Clupeiformes, Clupeidae. The record is from RefSeq and is a predicted model, not a curated record. Gene Ontology annotation, molecular function: syntaxin binding; myosin II binding; GTPase activator activity. Bases 293 to 3700 code for a protein of 1135 amino acids. Gene Ontology annotation, biological process: regulation of protein secretion; regulation of exocytosis. The transcript is spliced from 28 exons.
UGGAGGAGAGAACUGUACCGACGCUUUACGUGACCACUCCGAUUGAAGCACUGACAUCAGAGGCUCUAAAUUAACACGCUGGCUCACGCGUACUGGUCUGGCGACGGCCGAACAUUCGGACAUGGAGACCGCGGAGACGACACGGUAUAAAAUGUGAGAUUUUUGGGGAGAAUCACCGACAAGCCAGCGAGCGUGGCGCACCCCCACCACCACCAUCCCCUGAUCUUUUCCGGGAGAUCUGUGAUUCCGUGUGGUCGGUCCAGCGUGGCAUCGCGUGCUCACGGAGAGGAGCAUGAAGAAGUUCCGGAAGGUGCUGGACGGACUAUCGGCCGUGUCUUCCGCCACGCCGUCGCAACCGCUGGGCGUGCGAGAAAACGACCUGGUCCACGAGACGCUCCAGUCGGAGCACUUCCAGCUCUGCAAGACUGUCCGUCAUGGCUUCCCUUACCAGCCCUCGGCCAUGGCCCUGGACCCCGUCCAGAAGCUCCUGGCCAUCGGAACGCAGAGUGGAGCUCUACGGAUAUUUGGCCGACCAGGAGUCGAGUGUAACUGUCAGCAUGAGAGUGGAGCAGCCGUCAUUCAACUGCAGUUCCUCAUUAAUGAGGGGGCGUUGGUGAGUGCCCUGGCCGAUGACAGCAUCCAUCUCUGGAAUCUCCGUCAGAAGAGACCAGCCGUACUUCACUCACUAAAGUUCAACAAAGAGAGGAUAACGUUCUGCCACCUGCCCUUCCAGAGCAAAUGGCUGUAUGUGGGCACGGAGCGCGGCAACGUCCACAUCGUCAACGUGGAGUCUUUCACCCUCUCAGGCUACACCAUCAUGUGGAACAAAGCCAUCGAACUCUCUUCCAAGGCUCAUCCUGGCCCAGUGGUGCACAUCAGUGAUAACCCCAUGGACGAGGGGAAGCUGAUCCUUGGAUUUGAGGCUGGAAUCGUUGUGCUGUGGGACUUAAAAUCAAAGAAGGCAGAUUACCGUUACACAUAUGAUGAGGCUAUCCACUCUGUGUCCUGGCACCAUGAGGGGAAGCAGUUUAUCUGCAGUCACUCUGAUGGCUCUCUCACCAUCUGGAACAUCAAGAACCCCGCCAGACCCCAACAGACAAUCACUCCGCACGGAAAACAGCCCAAGGAUGGGAAGAAGCCAGAGCCAUGUAAACCCAUCCUCAAGGUGGAGUACAAAACCACUCGACUUGGAGAGCCCUUUAUAAUCCUCUCGGGCGGACUGUCGUAUGACACCGUUGGCCGGCGGCCCUGCCUGACGGUGAUGCAUGGCAAGAGCACGGCCGUGCUGGAGAUGGACUACCCCAUUGUGGACUUCCUCACCCUCUGCGAGACACCCUACGCCAAUGAUUUCCAGGAGCCAUAUGCUGUGGUUGUCCUGCUGGAGAAAGACUUGGUUGUAAUUGACCUUGCACAGAACGGGUACCCCAUCUUUGAGAACCCCUACCCCCUGACGCUGCACGAGUCUCCGGUCACCUGUUGUGCGUACUGCGCUGACUGCCCAGUGGACCUCAUUCCUGCACUUUACUCUGUGGGCCUACGCCAGAAACGCCAGGGCUACAGCAAAAAGGAGUGGCCUAUUAGUGGGGGGAACUGGGGUCAGGGUGCACAGAGCUAUCCUGAGAUAGUCAUCACGGGGCAUGCCGAUGGCUCAUUGAAAUUCUGGGAUGCCUCUGCAAUAAUGCUGCAGGUUCUGUACAAGCUGAAGACGGCCAAGGUGUUUGAGAAGAGCCGGAGCAAGGAUGACAAGCCGAGCACCGAGAUCGUGGAUGAGGACCCCUUUGCCAUCCAGCUGCUGGCCUGGUGCCCAGAGAGUAGGGUGCUGUGUGUGGCGGGGGUGUCCGCUCACAUCCUCAUAUAUCGCUUCAGCAAGCAGGAGGUCACCACAGAGGUCAUACAGUUGCUGGAGGUGCGUAUGCAGUGUGAGCUGAACGAUCUGGACUCUCCCGAGGUGGGCGGUGACCAGACGCAGGCGGCGCCCACCUCUAGCUCCUCCCCCAGCCCUCAGGCCGCCGCGCCUUCCACACGCCCGUCAACCAGCAGCAACAACUCGGACAAAGACAGAGAUAACGUGCCCUGCCUCAAGGUGCGCAGCUCGUCUCUGAAGCAGUCGCCGGGGUAUCAGGUGGAGCUGGUGGUGCAGCUUGUGUGGGUGAGUGGGGAGCCGCCCCAGCAGAUCAGCAGCCUGGCCAUCAACUCAGCCUACGGCCUUGUGGUGUUUGGCAACACUACAGGUGUGGGAGUGGUGGACUACCUGCAGAAGACGGUUCUGCUCAACCUGAGUACAGCUGAACUCUACACCACCAACGACCCCUAUCAGCGACAACCACGCUCACCACGCAAGAGCAGACAACCCUCUGGAGGUCUGUGUGACAUCAACGAGGGCACGGCCACGUCAGACGACCGCUGCAAAUCUCCCACCUCAGUGUUGAGCUCAAAUCAUCAGCAGUUCUACAAUGGAGCAGGCAAAGGUGCAAAGAUGUCCAGGAAGCUAAGCUUGCCCACUGAGCUUAAGCCAGACUUGGACCACCGGGACAACUCCUUCAGCCGCUCGCGGAGCUCCAGCGUGACCAGCAUCGACAAGGAGGCGCGCGAGGGCAUCACCGAGCUCUGCUUCUGCGAGACCAUGGCCCGGCGGGCGGAGGGCGGCGGGGCGCAGCCCGCGCUCUGGGUGGGCACCUUGCUGGGCACCGUGCUCACCGCCACCCUCAGCCUGCCCCCUGCUGGAGAGCAGCGGCUACUGCAGCCCAUCAUCGCCUCGCCCAGCGGUGCUCUGGUGCGUCUGAAGGGCAGCAUCCUGCGCAUCGCCUUCCUGGACGCCGCCGGGGUCUUCCAGCCGGCCCCGUACGAGCAGUGGUACGAGCCCAACGCGGCCGAGGAGGAGCGUACCAGGCGCCGUCGCGGGGGUGGCCUGCCCUCGCCCUGCGGAGGAGGAGGAGGUGGAGGAGGAGGCGGAGGAGGGCUGGACCUGGAGAGGGACUCCCAGUUCGGCGUGAUCUGCUCGGAGAAGCAGGCCAAGGUGCUGUCGCUGCCCUCGCAGACGUGCGUGUCCAAGCACAACAUCACGGAGACGUCCUUCGUGCUGCGCGCCGACGUGGUGGUGCUCAACAGCGGCGCCUGCGUGGCCUGCUUCUGCGCCAACGGACACAUCAUGACGCUCAGUCUCCCCUAUCUGCGGCCGCUGCUGGAUGUGAACUACCUGCCCCUGACGGACAUGCGCAUCGCCCGCACGUUCUGCUUCUCCAACCUGGGCCAGGCGCUCUACCUGAACUCGCCCACUGAGAUACAAAGACUCACCUACAGCCAGGAGGUCUGCGAGAACCUGCAGGAGAUGCUGGGGGAGAUGUUUAUUCCAGUGGAGACCCCCGAGGCACCCAAUCGGGGAUUCUUCAAGGGGCUGUUUGGAGGUGGAGCCCAGUCGUUAGACAGGGAGGACCUAUUCGGGGAGACUGGCGCGGGUAAAGCCCCGCGUAGCCUGGCGCAGCACAUCCCGGGCCCCGGAGGUAUCGAGGGCAUGAAGGGCGCCGCCUCGGGCAUCAUGGGGGACCUGGCGCGGACCCGCAUGGCGCUGGACGAGCGAGGGCAGAAGCUGAGCGAGGUGGAGGAGAAGACGGCGGCCAUGAUGGCCAGCGCCGACAACUUCUCCAAACACGCACACGAGAUGAUGCUGAAAUGUAAAGAUAAGAAGUGGUACCAGUUCUGAGGCCUGGUGCUGCAGGGACGCCCUGUUGC